This is a messenger RNA of Aureobasidium namibiae CBS 147.97, 1476 nucleotides long. RefSeq names its product actin-like ATPase domain-containing protein. The coding region runs from base 1 to 1476 and encodes 491 amino acids. NCBI's taxonomy places the organism in Eukaryota, Fungi, Ascomycota, Dothideomycetes, Dothideales, Saccotheciaceae. Gene Ontology annotation, biological process: microtubule-based movement. The record is from RefSeq and is a predicted model, not a curated record. The transcript has a single exon.
AUGGCGGCGCCCGACUACUUUGCGCGCAAGCCGUCAUACAACCGCUCUCGUUCUAGCCUGGCCGUCCCUGGACCCUCUACUCCGGCUUCACCGCACACUCCGCUGCUGACCCGCUCCCUCUCUAAUCAGCUCGCCUCGCCAGGUGCUUCCUAUCGCACAGACGACGACACUCUGCUCUACCAACUCGAUUCGAGGUCCUUCCGUGCUGGAUUCGCUGGCGACUCCGCCCCGACAUGUAUCAUCCCCUUUGGCCCUGACCAACUACGCCGCCUGAAUGACUUCACCACUACAUCCACUACCCUGUGCGCCGAGCAUGAUUGGGCAAAAGAUUGGGAGCUGUGGGAUCUGGACAUUCGAAACACAAACCUCGGUUUGAUCGAGGACAAGAUUGAGCGUGCCAUUCGCACUGCCCACACCAACUACCUCAUGCUGGACCAACGCCCUCGCAAAGUCUUUCUUGUUCUCCCCUCGGCCUUGCCUCACCCGCUCGUCUCUCUCACCUUGAACGUUGUCUUCAAUGCCUUUCAACCUGCCACUGUUCAGCUGUGGACGCCACCUAUCCUUUGCGCCGUGUCUGCUGGUCUCCGUUCGGCCUUGGUCAUCGACAUUGGUUGGCAUGAGACCACCGUCACCGCUCUGUACGAGUAUCGCGACGUUUUUCGCAAAACUUCAUCCCGUGCGGGGAGAUUGCUUACUCGGAACAUGGCCAACACCUUGAGCAAGCACGCUCCUGCUUCGGACCCUCUCUCCUUCGACAUCGCUGAAGAUAUCGUUACACGCAUGGCUUGGUGUCGCAACUCGCGUGACCAGCACUUUGCCGAUAGUAUCACACUACCUCUCGGAUCUUCAACAUCUGAAGUUCCUUUCGAUUGCCUUGCAGACCCGGUCGAGGAAGCCUUCUUCUCCGCACCCGUUCCGCUCGAGCACAUUGAUGAUCACGAUUUGCCUUUACAUCUCUUGGCCUACAAGUGUCUGCUGUCACUCCCACUAGACGUACGCGCAAUAUGUGUUUCGCGCAUCCUCAUUACUGGUGAUGCAAGCGAUACGCCAGGAUUCAAGCCUCGUCUGUUACGAGAGAUAGAGGCCUUGGUCAAUGCCAAAGGCUGGGACCCAGUCAUGAACUAUGGCUCGGCUACGGAGAAGAGACAGCAAAAGGCACAGCAACAGACGAUAGCUCUACCAACUAGAACCAAGCCACCUGACGGUAGUGACCCCCAUGAUCAGGUGGACUCUCAAUCUGAUGAGCGAUCCUUUGCUCGCAAUGCGCCGCAAGAACGUGAUGAGGUUGCGGAAAAGUUACAGCGCGAAGUGCUGAAGCGCGGCGUCACGGUACAAGGCGAGGUGCGUGGAGUCGAGACGUUAGGUGCUUGGGCAGGAGCAUCUCUGGUUGCCAGUCUCAAGGUUGAUGCUGCGUUCGAGAUCAAGAGGGACGACUUUUUCAAGAAUGGUCUGAGCUCAUUGGGUCACACGUUCUAA